Messenger RNA from Vicia faba (fava bean), 441 nucleotides. The record is from the annotation of a GenBank genome assembly. Lineage: Eukaryota; Viridiplantae; Streptophyta; Magnoliopsida; Fabales; Fabaceae.
AUGGAUUGGGUUUUUGUGCAUAAAACUUGGGAUAAGUGGGCUUCUAACAACAUUGGUUCUGGUCUUCCUUUAAAAGCUGCUUUGCUCAUUAAUUAUGACCCCACUGGACCAUCUCGCCUCUUAUCUACCAUUGCUGAACAAGAAGGAAUAAAACUAGAUAUCAUUGAGUUGAGACAUUUUGUAGAUAUCAUCAAACAGAAUAAGCUCCAGACUGAGAUCUUCAACAUUGGGCCCAAUCAAUAUUUGGUCACGUCAAUUCAUGAGAACUGGUUUAGUGCAAGGUGCAUAAACACCUCAAAACCUGCUGGGGAAGGUGCAAUUGUUAUGCAAACAGCAGCAUAUAUUUUGGUUGCUCUAUAUGAAGGUUCCAUUGCUCCUGCAUCUCGUGCUAUGGGAGCUGCUGAUCACUUUACUGCGCAAUUACUGCGAAAGAAUCUUUAG